ACUGCUGUCGUCCUCUAGCGUCUCGUGACAGCGGCUAACGUUGUUCUAGUCAGCUGAUAGCACCUCAACCGUCUCUGUUUAUAAAAGCCAUGUUAUUUAGCUAGUUUAAAGACACGAAAAUAUUUGCGAAUUAAUCUCAACGAGCCCUGAAGAUGUUGUCUCGUCUGCUGAAGGAGCACCAGGCGAAGCAAAAUGAGCGGAAGGAGCAGCAGGAGAGACGGAGGCGUGAAGCUAUUGCUGCAGCCACCUGCUUGACAGAAGCCCUGGUAGAUCACCUCAAUGUUGGAGUUGCCCAGGCAUAUGUGAACCAACGUAAGCUCGAUCACGAGGUGAAGACUCUCCAAGUGCAGGCGAGCCAGUUCUCCAAGCAGACUGCUCAGUGGAUCAGUAUGGUGGAGGGUUUCAAUCAGGCCCUAAAGGAAAUUGGGGAUGUGGAAAACUGGGCCCGCAGUAUUGAGAUGGACAUGAGGACCAUAGCCACAGCUCUGGAGUACGUGCACAAGGGUCAACUUCAGUCUGCUUCCUCAUAAACUUCACGGUGGGACAUUCACAGCUAAAACUGAACACACUGGAAUGAAAGAGAAUUCCAGUUGACUCCAGUCAGCACGAUGCAAACAGCAGUGACUUUGCUUGUCUGCAUGCUCCUUUUAGUGGGCUAAUGCAGAUCGGUUACUCUGUUCAGAGAAAUGUCAAAGUCUGAAAUGGCUCUAACAUCUGUUUAGCACUGAAUUAAAUUCAGUCUGUAAUUGGGGGGGAAAGAAAGCUAUGUGAGUUUGGAAUUUUGAAAGUGCCACAUGUAAAAACUCAGUUCACCUGCUUAUUGUAUGUUUAAGGGGUCACAGACAAAUUUGCCACACAUGUCCUUAUUUGUAGUUUCUCCUAAAAUUAUGAUCCUUAAAUUAUGUAUGUCUUUGGUUGUGUAUUUUAUGUCAAUGUAAAGUGAGAACUUCACUGCUUUUGUCAGACAACUUUUGUUACCAUUUAGAGAUGGAACGGUAUUUUUAAUAAACGUAACACACUAUUGUUUUUUCUUAUCAAACAAGGCUGAAUAGAUUUAAUCUACCACUGAAGUGUAUGUUUAUGUAAGGCUUCAUAACAGCUGUUAUGCAAAGUGGAAUUAAUAAGUACAAGGAAAAAUUUGCAUGAAGGACCUCAAGCAGGCUACUUAGAAAAAUCAGGAUCAGGUUUAUUGCCAGGUAGUUUUUCAUAUAUGGUGCAUAACAGUAAACAUAGUGGGGAAAAUUUAAGAUAUAAGACAGUACCGCAAACAGCCAAGAAGCAUAAAUAAAAAUUAAAAGGAAAAAAAAAGACAAUAAAAAUGUGAAAACAAA
Messenger RNA from Epinephelus lanceolatus (giant grouper), 1331 nucleotides. It is a transcript of the gene bloc1s1, whose product is annotated as biogenesis of lysosomal organelles complex-1, subunit 1. Gene Ontology annotation, cellular component: BLOC-1 complex. Lineage: Eukaryota; Metazoa; Chordata; Actinopteri; Perciformes; Serranidae. The record is from RefSeq and is a predicted model, not a curated record. Gene Ontology annotation, biological process: endosomal transport.